Molecule: messenger RNA, 1503 nt
Organism: Aureobasidium melanogenum CBS 110374
Lineage: Eukaryota; Fungi; Ascomycota; Dothideomycetes; Dothideales; Saccotheciaceae
Exons: 2
Coding region: 1-1503 (500 amino acids)
Biological process (GO): mRNA splicing, via spliceosome
Cellular component (GO): spliceosomal complex; nucleus
Molecular function (GO): RNA binding; zinc ion binding
Source: RefSeq, a predicted model, not a curated record
AUGCUGUUAGAAGACUUGCGCAAUACAAGAGAAGACCUUGAGCGUCUUGAGCAGGCUAUAGCCGAGCGCUCACUCGAAGAACCGAAACAUAUUCGAGACCGCCUAUCAAGAGACCAUCAGAUCGCUGCCUUUCUCGAUCGCAUAAAGUCGCAAUCAACUCGCGCAGUCAACCUGUACAAAGACAAUGACGGCAGCCGUCUACGCGAAGUCCAAUCAAUCUCUACUGGCGACACAUUCGACGAGUUCUACAAGCAACUGAAUAACAUCAAAGACUUCCACAAGCGCUACCCCAAUGAGCCUGUCGAGAACCUGGAGCGCGCAUACAAGCGCAGAGCUGUCGGCGAAGAUGCUCCUUUCCCCUCGGAGAUUGAUACUAUGUUCACUGGAGAAGAAGCUUUUGGUCGCUACUUUGACAUGAACGCUCUGCAUGAAGACUAUAUCAACCUGCCUGGUUCGAAGAGGCGCAUCACAUAUUUACAAUAUUUGGACACAUUCGACGAAUUUGAGGGCAUGCCUAGGCCAGACAAGCUGAAGGAUCAGUAUUUCCAAUACCUAGGCAAUCUGGCCACCUACCUUGAAAGCUUCAUGCGACGAAUCAAGCCUUUGGAGGAUCUGGAUAGACUGUUCAUCAGCUUCGACGAGGAGUUUCAAAAAGCGUGGGAGAAGGACGAGGUGGCAGGCUGGCAGCUGAACACAAAAUCAACAACAGACGGACCCGCAACAGAAGGCACAGGCGAAGGCAUAUGGUGCCCGGAUUGCGAAAAGGAGUUCAAGAACGACAACGUCUACAAGGCCCACCUGACAGGAAAGAAACACAUCAAAAAUGCAGAAGCAAGAAAACAACGCUCUGCAGACGGAGCAACAUCCACAGAUGGCAGUUAUAAUGCAGCAACUUCGGUGCACCGCCUAAAAGAGAAGGCGGUGGCCGAGCGCGAACACCGUAUCCGCAAACUUGCCGCCGCGAUGCAGACCGAACGCUCCGACACACGCGCCAACGUCGAACGCAAGGCAGGCAUGACAGACAAGGAACGUCAGCAAGAACUUGCCGCGCUAUACGCCGAGACCCUCGAACAAACCGCCGACCCAGCCGCCAACGAUGCCGAUGACCAAGACGAAGAAGGCAAGGUCUACAACCCCUUAAAACUGCCUCUGGGCUGGGACGACAAGCCCAUCCCCUUCUGGCUGUACAAACUGCACGGUCUGGGUGUCGAAUUCCCCUGCGAAAUCUGUGGCAACUACGUGUACAUGGGUAGAAGAGCAUUCGACAAGCAUUUUGGUGAAGCCCGCCAUCUGUACGGUUUGAAGAGACUUGGCAUCACCAACUCCAGCAUGUUCAGAGAUGUCACAGGGAUUGAAGAAGCAACAGAGUUGUGGAAAAAGCUACAGAUGGAUAAGAAACAAGAAUCUACGGCUAGCGAUCAGGUUGUGCAGAUGGAGGAUGGAGAAGGCAAUGUCAUGCCUGAAAAGGUGUACUACGAUUUGCAGAAGCAGGGAUUGCUAUAG